AUGACUGGUGAGAAUGCACCGCGGCUAACUGCACUGCCUCCUCACCACCAUCAACAACAACAACAACAACAACCGCAGCAGCAGCAGCACUCACCAUUGACCCAGCGCUCCCCAUCCACAGUCAAGGCAUCUCCACAGCAAACUCCAGGCCCCCUUGAUGCCACCAGCGGUAGUGCUGAACCCUCCGCGAAAAGAGGCAUGCGCUCACAAAUUGCAUGUGCCAGAUGUCGCCGAAGUAAGACCAAGUGUGAAAAUGCUGGUCAAGGUACCACCUGCAAAGCCUGCGCAAACACCAAGCGCGACUGCAUCUGGGACCACGCUGCUGUCGCAACCACUUCGGCACCACCGCGACGCGACAGCACCGCAGACUUUGAUGCUCCACCAAAGAAGCGUCGCAAGCUUCUAGCCACCACGGCGGCUGGCGCACAGCGUCCAAUAGAAGGCCUUGGCACCUUUGAAGAUGCCCUUCAGUCGCCUAUCCUUACUGCCCAGGUCUGGGAAGAGCUGUUUGACAUUUACGAAAAGCACUUCUCCAUUGACUUUCCCUUUUUGCACAAGAGAACCUUUUUGAGUGCCGUGCAGCAGCUGCAGCCUUUGGCCAACUCGACUGAUGCCAAGACACAAACACAAUCUCAGCUCCAUCAGCCAUACCCACCUUUACUCCUGGCCUUUCUCACCCACACAGCCCGCUUCCAUGACAAGCUUGUCCAGCAGACCGAAAAUGACCCCAUCAAGACUGCCGAAUUCUAUGCCCAGGCUACGCGCACCCAAAUGGGUGCUGAAAUCUUUGGCACCCCAACCCUAGAGAAGAUCCAGACACUUCUCAUGCUGGGCUACUAUGAAUGGACGGCACUGCAAGGCCGAGAGGGCUGGAUCAAAAUUGGAACUGCCAUUAGGUGUGCAAUUGUCCUUGGAUAUCCGCAUCUCGAUGUCGACCAAAAGGGCCAGCCGGCUGCGUUAAGAGAAGGCGAGAACCGCUUAUCCGAAAAGGAUCAAUUCAUUCUCCGCGAGACUCAACGCCGCACUUUUUGGAGCUGUUGCCUCAUGGACUCGUAUCUCAGCUGGGGAGAAGACCGACCGCCAAUGCUGGGACCUGAGCACUUUCAAAGGACCCAGCUUGUUUGCAGUGACGGCGCAUUCAACUAUGGACGCAAAGCGCGGACAAGACUGCUAGGCGAGGACGAUGCUGCGUACGCCAAGCGGAGAGCAGAGUGGGACGCACUGGCUCGACAGCAUCGCAAUGAGCAGAAUGGAGAUCGAGCUUCUCAGCUAGAUGGGGGAAAGUGGGAGAUUGGUGAACACGAGGCCGAACUCACAUGGUACAUAAAAGUCGUCAUUGUUUUUGGCGAAGUGGUUCGGUGGUCGUGUAAUAGUGGACGGCGGCAAGAGGGCAAAAACGCACCAUGGCAUUCCACCACGACGUUCAAGAAACUCGAAGACAAGCUCAAACAAUUGAAGCGUGACUUGCCUGACCAUCUCCAACUAACUGCAGAGAAUACCGAGGACCGGAUCUACAACAACCCUGGAAAGUAUGUUUCGAUACAUGCCAUGUACACGCUAUGCUUUGUUUGGCUCUACAGAGAAUACAUGCCCACGUCACCAUGGACUUUGACACACCCUCGCGGUCCUCUAGACGAACCACUCAUUGACGAGCCUCCUCCUGACUCCGAGUAUUGGAUCAACCAAGCCAAGGACUGCGCACGGGCCUGCAGCGACUUUACCCAAUUGCUACAUACCAUCGGGACUACCAGAGUUCACAGUGACUCGGUGCAGACACCUACGGUGGCAUUUGCUUGCUUCGCUGUUGGUAUAUGCACCAUUUACUGUCACUACUUUCCCAACAUGGACCCUGAUAGCAUGCUUUCAUCACGCCUCGAGCCCAGAGCUCACGACAUUGCAAACGGCUUCCUGUUCCGUAUCCUUAAACGCUUCAAGAUGGCUCGCUCAUGGCUCUGCGAACUGGCUGAGUGGCAACGGUACUACCGGCGCGAAAAGAAAAAGUACAGGGACUGUGGUGGUUCAGUUAGCGACUCGCCCAAAAGUAACAAUAGCGAUGGCGUUGGUGGGGGCGGACUGAAAGACUACGCGCAAUUGUUUGAGAGGAUGCACAAGCAAUUUGGCAAGACGGUCGAUGACUACAGUAACUGGUCUACCAGGGAUAUUGACUUGGCCGACACCAGGUUAUCGCACGAUGACGAUUCUGCCGAGCAGACGUCGCCGCGCAGGUCUGCUGCUGUCAAACCUGAGAAGGAAGGCACAUUUGACAACACGCCAAAUCAACAGGAUACAGUCACAAACGCCUUUACGCCUGUGAAUCAGCAUGAAAUCCGAACGCCUCCAACGACGCAGGCUCCCACCUAUGGUCCCCAGACGAACACUUAUGUUUACCACCCAGACUCUACGCCACAAUACCGAGGACACCCCUCGCAACCAACGGCCACAUACCCGUACGUAAGUAACUCUGUUCCCCAAACCAACAUGUCGACAGCGAGGGGUGGGUUUGAGCCUGGCCCGAAUCAUUUCACACACGCACCGCCUAUUCCCAUAGAGGCUACAUAUGCUGGUUGGCCCUUGCCAGGGUCAGCUAAUAUGAAUGCAGCUAGAGCAGCGAUAGAAGCUGGGGGCGCGCAAACAUUUAACAACUCUACUGCUUUUGGCACACUCAUGUUGGGCGAUGCAGCACUUUAUGACACGACGUCGAACUGGACAAUGGGCGUCGAGCCCUCCACUUAUGAUAGCAACAACACCAACACAGCUUUUUACCCGCCAAGUAGCUCUGUACCCACUUACCAAUACCAGCAGUCAUGA
Bipolaris zeicola 26-R-13 is the source of this 2808-nucleotide messenger RNA. RefSeq lists its product as uncharacterized. The transcript has 6 exons. Gene Ontology annotation, biological process: regulation of DNA-templated transcription; DNA-templated transcription. The record is from RefSeq and is a predicted model, not a curated record. Lineage: Eukaryota; Fungi; Ascomycota; Dothideomycetes; Pleosporales; Pleosporaceae. Gene Ontology annotation, cellular component: nucleus. Gene Ontology annotation, molecular function: zinc ion binding; DNA-binding transcription factor activity, RNA polymerase II-specific; DNA binding. The coding region runs from base 1 to 2808 and encodes 935 amino acids.